Molecule: messenger RNA, 3828 nt
Organism: Felis catus (domestic cat)
Lineage: Eukaryota; Metazoa; Chordata; Mammalia; Carnivora; Felidae
Gene: ANO10
Product: anoctamin 10
Exons: 13
Coding region: 360-2444 (694 amino acids)
Biological process (GO): chloride transmembrane transport
Cellular component (GO): plasma membrane
Molecular function (GO): chloride channel activity
Source: RefSeq, a predicted model, not a curated record
CACGCCUCUCCCGUGCCCGGCCGCGUUCCCACUCCCGGCCAAAAGCCAGCCAGGCCCUUCCUACCUUUUCUCCGGAGCCGUUCCUGCCCCAGCCUUGGAGGGACUCCCCACUAGGCCCCGCCCCGCUCAGGGCGACGCAGUGCUGGGCCCCGCCUGUCCCGACGUGGUCCGGCCCAGCCGGCGCACCCUGGAGUCUGGGCCCCGCCAGGCCCACCACACCCAGCGCCCGGCGCGCCCUCCCUGCAGGCCUCGGCCCGCCCCCCGCCUCCAGCGUCCGCGGCUCUGCCUCCCCGUGGCGCCGGCCGUCGGGCCCGCCUCCGAAGACGUGGAGCGCCGCUGCGGCCGCACAUUUGUAAAAGAUGAAAGUGACCUUAUCAGCUUUGGAUACUUGUGAGAGUUCCUUCACACCUUUGGUGGUCCUAGAACUUGCUCAGGAUGUCAAAGAAGAAACCAAAGAAUGGCUGAAAAACAGAAUUAUCUCUAAAAAGGAAGAUGGAGGUGCCCAGCUGCUGUUUAGACCAUUGUUAAAUAAAUAUGAGAAAGAAACACUAGAAAAUCAGAACUUAUAUCUUGUCGGUGCCUCCAAGAUUACAUUGUUACUGGGUGCGGAAGCAAUGGGUCUGGUAAAAGAGUGUAAUGAUAACACUAUGAGAGCCUUCACGUAUGGAACCCGAUAUAACUUCAAAGAUUUUGAUGAUGACAAUGAUGACUUCCUCACGAUGGCAGAAUGUCAAUUCAUUAUCAAACAUGAACUCGAAAAUCUUAGAGCCAGAGAUGAAAAGAUGAUCCCUGGCUACCCCCAGGCAAAGCUGUAUCCAGGAAAGUCGUUAUUGAGAAGAUUGCUCACUUCUGGCAUCGUGAUUCAGGUGUUCCCGCUGCAUGAUAAUGAAGCCUUGAAGAAACUGGAGGACACCUGGUACACUCGCUUUACUCUCAAGUAUCAGCCCAUAGACCAUAUUCGUGGCUACUUCGGGGAAACAAUUGCUCUUUACUUUGGAUUUUUGGAAUAUUUCACUGUUGCCUUAAUCCCCAUGGCGGUCAUUGGGUUACCUUACUACUUAUUUGUGUGGGAAGACUAUGACAAGUACGUGAUCUUCGCCUCCUUCAACCUCAUCUGGUCCACAGUGAUCCUGGAAGUGUGGAAGCGUGGCUGUGCCAAUAUGACCUACAGGUGGGGGACGCUUGUCAUGAAGAGACAGUUUGAGGAGCCCCGGCCAGGAUUCCAUGGGGUCCUGGGUAUCAAUCCCGUCACCGGCAGGAAGGAACCUCUGUACCCCAGCUACAAGAGGCAGUUGCGCAUUUACCUGGUCUCUCUGCCGUUUGUGUGCCUCUGCCUCUAUUUCUCUCUGUAUGUCAUGAUGAUUUACUUUGACAUGGAGGCCUGGGCCUUGAGUCUGCACGAGAAGAGUGGAUCCGAGUGGACCAGUGUCCUGUUGUAUGUGCCCAGCAUCAUCUAUGCCAUUGUGAUUGAGAUCAUGAACCGCCUCUAUCGAUACGCUGCUGAGUUUCUAACUUCGUGGGAGAAUCACAGAUUGGAAUCUGCCUACCAGAAUCAUCUAAUUCUGAAAGUUUUAGUGUUCAACUUUCUGAAUUGCUUUGCCUCCCUCUUCUACAUCGCCUUUGUCUUGAGGGAUAUGAAGCUGUUGCGUCAGAGUCUGGCCACUCUCCUGAUUACCUCCCAGAUCCUUAACCAAAUUAUGGAGUCUCUUCUUCCUUACUGGCUCCAAAGGAAGCACCACGUGCAGGUGAAGAGGAAGGUGCAGGCUUUGAAAGCGGACAUCGAUGCUACAUUGUACGAACAGGUUGUCCUGGAGAAAGAAAUGGGAACCUAUCUGGGUACCUUUGAUGAUUACUUGGAGUUAUUUCUUCAGUUCGGUUAUGUGAGCCUUUUCUCCUGCGUCUACCCAUUAGCAGCUGCCUUUGCCGUGUUAAAUAACUUCACUGAAGUUAAUUCGGAUGCCUUAAAAAUGUGCAGGGUCUUGAAACGUCCAUUCUCAGAACCUUCAGCCAAUAUUGGUGUCUGGCAGUUGGCUUUUGAAACAAUGAGUGUUAUAUCUGUGGUCACUAACUGUGCUCUAAUUGGAAUGUCACCGCAAGUGAAUGCCCUCUUUCCAGAGUCAAAAUUGGACCUCGUUUUGAUUGUGGUAGCCGUGGAGCAUGCACUCCUGGCUUUCAAGUUUAUACUUGCAUUUGCCAUACCUGAUAAACCACGGCAUAUCCAGAUGAAACUGGCCCGAUUGGAAUUCGAGUCUUUGGAGGCACUCAAGCAGCAGAUAACAGAAUUCUCUGCUGAGUGCAAUGUAGAACUUGACCACCGGGAGACAAAAGACUCCUUUUUAAUACUCCACCCUUGGAAAUGGAUGGGUUUCAUACGCCACCCUUGGAGACCUUGCAAAAGAGAAGGAACUGCUUGCUUUGGACAUUUACCUACUUUCUGGCCGUGAGCUGUCUCCGAUCCCACCCCACCCCCCACCACCCCACCCUGCCCAAGCUCUGUGGUUCCUUCAAAACGGUUACUCUCCAGCUGUACUUUAACCCAACACAGGUCAUUUUGAAAUGCGAGUCAACCACAACUCAUCUGGACUUCAAGUGGAUUUCUGGAAAUGAAAACUGGGGUCACCUCCCCGGGCAGUGGGCUGCUCUCAGAAAUCACAGCGGGAUUUUCAGAAGUUACUUGCUCUUUCAGUGGCGACAUUCACGCGUAGUGGGCUUGAAAUAAAGGCGAGCUUAGAGUUUCUAGUAGGAAUAGUGGUGCGAGAGCAACAUGGAAGGACAGAGCUGCAGGGUAGGAUUCUGUAGAAUCUGCGUGCGUAGGUCAGUCACCGUUUUCUUUUCUUCCGCCCGCCCCCCCAUCUCUGUCUCUUCUUCUUUUUUCCUGAUUUUCAAGAAAGCAAAAGGCCUACGUGCCCAGAGUGGCCAUUCUUUGCAUUUUAUGUUAUCCAUACGCCGCCCUCCUUUUAACCUUCAUUCUUCAUGUUUGGGUUACUAUUUGCGUGCAUGCUCGCUCUGUCUCUCUCUCUCCCUCCCCCUCUCCCCCUCUCUCUCCGCUUCAUUUCCUUUUAGCAAACUAUCCUGCUUUCUCUCCUGUGGAUCGUUGCAGAUGCGCAUUCAGGCACCCCUGGUCUCAACCCCUCCCCCGGGAUGGGCACAGACUCGUGGCCUGUGCUCUUGGCCAGCAUUCCUGCUUGGGAAGCUGUGUGUCAAGGAUGAGGGUGACAGCCCUCGUGAAGACUGCCCUCUCUUAGUGGGGGGCUUGGGGUUGAGGGGCUCAUCUCCUCUCCGAGUGGCCCAUGCUGGCAGGCGUUGGUGGGGGAGCCCCUCCAGUGCGGCUGACCCCUGUGGGGCCUGGGAGAUAUGCGGGCUGCUUUCCUGGUAAGAGCAGAGGUUGGGAUGGACCUCAUUCAGAUCCCGCUGUCAGAGAUGCAGCCUGACCGACGCCAACUUAACUCGCUGUCCCCUGAAGAAAACGGCCCGCCCCUUCGAUGGUCAUAAUUAACUCGCCUCUGAACGUUGCCAUACCAGAUGGCAGACGAGGGGCUGUCUCACCUGGAACCAAGAAGUGCAUGCGUCCUAGGGAGGAGAACACUCUCCGUCCCUCCUCUCCAGAAGCCUCUCUCCAGGCUUGGGCUGAGGAAAGUACAAAGUAGGGUGGGAGAAACAGGAAAUAAAAGGCUGAACAGUCAAGAGCUCUAACAGAAGCUGCCUCCUGCCAGAUCCUGAGUGCAGCUUUGUUCAUGGCCCUGCCAUAGUAGAGCUUUUGCUUGAGAUCAUAGUGCACAUAAUUUUUGUUGUUUCAACAAGGCAGGGAAUAAAGACAAUUGUUUGCCA